This is a messenger RNA of Ascoidea rubescens DSM 1968, 1512 nucleotides long. RefSeq names its product pyruvate kinase. Gene Ontology annotation, biological process: glycolytic process. Bases 1 to 1512 code for a protein of 503 amino acids. NCBI's taxonomy places the organism in Eukaryota, Fungi, Ascomycota, Saccharomycetes, Ascoideales, Ascoideaceae. Gene Ontology annotation, cellular component: cytoplasm. Gene Ontology annotation, molecular function: potassium ion binding; pyruvate kinase activity; magnesium ion binding. The record is from RefSeq and is a predicted model, not a curated record. The transcript has a single exon.
AUGGUCUCUAGAAUAUCUUGGUUAGCCAACAUCAGCAUCGAAGAUGCUCCACUCCAAACACUUCGUCGUUCUUCCAUCAUUUGCACAAUUGGUCCCAAGACCAACAGUGUUGAAAUGAUAACAAAACUAAGAAAAGCAGGCUUGAACAUCUGUCGUAUGAACUUCUCCCAUGGUUCCUAUGAAUACCAUCAAUCUGUCAUUGACAAUUCAAGAAAAUCUGAACUAAUCUAUCCAGGCUCUCCCUUAGGUAUCGCCUUGGAUACAAAAGGUCCGGAAAUCAGAACUGGUACCACUGUCGAUGACUUUGACUUUCCAAUUCCCCCCAACCAUGAAAUGAUCUUCACCACCGACGACGCCUAUAAAACUUCCUCCAAUGACAAAAUCAUGUACCUCGACUACAAAAACAUAACCAAAGUCAUUGAGCCCGGCAGAAUCAUCUACAUCGACGAUGGUGUUCUCUCCUUUGAAGUUCUUGAAAUCAUCGACGACAGCAACUUAAGAGUCAUCUCCAUAAACGCUGGAAAGAUAUCCUCCCACAAGGGUGUAAACCUACCUGGUACCGAUGUCGAUCUACCUGCUCUAUCUGAAAAGGACAAACAAGAUUUAAGAUUCGCUGUCAAAAACAAAGUCCAUAUGAUCUUUGCUUCCUUCAUUAGAACCGCCCAGGAUGUCUUGGACAUUAGAGAAGUCCUUGGAAAAGAAGGCGAAAACAUCCAGGUCAUUGUCAAAAUAGAAUCGCAACAAGGUGUCGAUAACUUUGAUGAAAUCCUAAAGGUAACCGACGGUGUCAUGGUCGCAAGAGGUGAUCUAGGUAUUGAAAUUCCUGCUCCAGAAGUCUUUUUAGCACAAAAAAAAUUAAUCGCUAAAUGCAACUUGGCUGGUAAACCUGUCAUCUGCGCUACCCAAAUGCUAGAAUCAAUGACUUAUAACCCAAGACCAACAAGAGCUGAGGUUUCUGAUGUCGGCAACGCCAUUCUAGAUGGUGCUGACUGUGUCAUGUUGUCCGGUGAAACUGCAAAGGGCAAUUAUCCUAUAGAAGCUGUCACCAUGAUGCACAACACCUGUAUAAUCGCUGAACAAGCUCUAACCCACAAUGUUUCCUUCAACGAUAUUAGAGAAGCAACCACAAAACCAACUGAAACUGUCGAAACAAUCGCUUGUGCUGCUGUCUCCGCUGCUUAUGACCAAGAUGCAAAGGCAAUCAUCGUCCUAUCCACAACUGGUACAACUGCAAGACUAGUCUCCAAAUACAGACCAAACUGCCCAAUCAUAAUGCUAACAAGAAGACCUCACGUUGCAAGAUACGUUCACUUGUAUAGAGGUGUCUACCCAUUCGAAUACAAAUUCGAUGCACUAGAAGAUUGGCAAUCUGAUAUCGAAUUAAGAUUACAAACCGUAAUCGCUGAUGCUAUUGAAUCUGGUAUGAUCCAAAAGGGUGAUCCAAUUAUUGCAAUCCAAGGUUGGACUAGAGGUUUAGGCCAUUCAAAUACUCUUCGUGUCUUAUCUGCCUAA